AAAUACGAGAAUUGAGCAGCUCGACUGAGGGAAGACCCUGACGACCGGUCACACGGUGCUGUCCUAAAAAAGUGUAUGCCGAUCCAAGAGACGUGGUAUGCAGCGUACAGAAACUACGAAAAUGACCCAGCGUUUGGAGGGACGGCUAAAUGUGGCAAGUUUUCCAGUCUGGGUCCCGAAGAGAAUGGGGUAUAUGCCAUGUUACUCCAGUUUACAGACACCUCAAUCACGGUGGUGACAAACCUAACCUCAUAUGAAGGGUAUGAUGCGAACAAUCUUCAAUACUUUCAUACCAUCGAUCAAGGUGAUUCCGUUCUUUUGUAUAUUGCGUAUUUGGGUUGCCAGGACUGCAUUGUGUUCAGAAACAGCUACAUCAGUGACGGACGCGUGCACUCUCCUUGUUCCUGAGAGCGCACUGGAAAAGCACACCUGCUGCGAUUUCAUCUUCGAUUCUUCUCUGCGGGACAACGCCAAAGUACUACCUAUAUGACGAGAGCUGUGCAAACUGAAGUAUCUGCA
Ixodes scapularis (black-legged tick) is the source of this 519-nucleotide messenger RNA. RefSeq lists its product as uncharacterized. The record is from RefSeq and is a predicted model, not a curated record. NCBI's taxonomy places the organism in Eukaryota, Metazoa, Arthropoda, Arachnida, Ixodida, Ixodidae. Bases 76 to 408 code for a protein of 110 amino acids. The transcript is spliced from 5 exons.